AUGGCUGGGCUAUCAAUCACAUCAGCGUUACUGUCCCCUAUCAAUAAGCUUCGCGGAAAGUCAAAUCCAUACCAGAAAUCCGGUAAUGCCAACAGAACGUCUCAUCCCUCAGAUACACCCACCAGCGAUGACCUUCUCGCUGAAGCACGUCAAGCGGCUGGUCGUGAUCCUGUGACUGGACAACGAACUCCGGGCCCCGCAAGCAAGAAAGCGAAGAAGCAAAAAAUGUCCUUGGAACAAGAGCAGCAGGCCGCAGAAGAACAGAAAGCGGCAUUCCUUGCUUGGGCAGCAAAACAUCCACAGGCGGCUGGACGACCGUACGAGAGUUAUGAGGCUUUUGUGCGGGAGAUGGUAGCGAAGCGGACAGGGAAUGUUGCGCCUAGUGGUCGGACGGAAUACUAUGCGCCUCAGCAGACGGUGGAGGAAUACUACUCGACGGUGAUGCUACAGCACCUCCCCUCCGCGUGGCACGUCGAUCAGGCCAUUCUCAGUGAAGAGGCCCGCAUAGUGUGCCUCCGUUUCGGAAACGACUACACACCCGAAUGUAUGGAGAUGGACGAGAUGCUAUACAAGAUUGUUGAUGCAGUCAAAGACUGGGUUGCCAUCUACGUCGUUGACAACCAGCAAGUCCCAGACUUCAACGCCAUGUACGAGAUCUACGAUCCCUGCACUGUCAUGUUCUUUUGGCGCAACAAGCACAUGCAAGUCGAUUUUGGCACGGGCAACAACAACAAGAUCAACUUUCCUAUUGGCACGAAGCAGGAGUUGAUUGACAUCUUAGAAGCCGUGUAUAGGGGAGCGAGCAAGGGAAAGGGGCUUGUUGUCAGUCCGAGGGACUAUUCAACCAAAUGGGCGUACUAG
Alternaria postmessia is the source of this 861-nucleotide messenger RNA. RefSeq lists its product as uncharacterized. Gene Ontology annotation, cellular component: spliceosomal complex; U5 snRNP; U4/U6 x U5 tri-snRNP complex. Gene Ontology annotation, biological process: mRNA splicing, via spliceosome. The record is from RefSeq and is a predicted model, not a curated record. Lineage: Eukaryota; Fungi; Ascomycota; Dothideomycetes; Pleosporales; Pleosporaceae. The coding region runs from base 1 to 861 and encodes 286 amino acids. The transcript is spliced from 4 exons.